Messenger RNA from Xyrichtys novacula (pearly razorfish), 627 nucleotides. The record is from the annotation of a GenBank genome assembly. Lineage: Eukaryota; Metazoa; Chordata; Actinopteri; Labriformes; Labridae.
AUGAUCGAAGCAUGGGUCAUGUUUACCCACAGGAGAGGGAGUGUGAGAGGGAGACGGUGGAGAGUCUGCAGGCAGAGAGGCGACAGCAGACUGAAGGGUCACUCUGUUUACCAGGAGGAGGAGAGAUUGAGGGAUAUUGAUGUGAGGAGGGAGGAAAGAGAUGAGGAGAGACAGCUUGGGAUGAAGAGAGACCCUCUGGUGCUGCAAGAGAAAGGGAUGAUGAAGGGAAUGAGGGACAGAAAUGGUGAGAGCCUGAGAGGGGUAAAAAGUCAUGGGGGAGAAGAGACAGUUGAGGGAAAAACAGAGACAAGAGAGUCCAAUGAGAAUAGAAAGGCCAACGCACGGUUCUUUGAUGUCCUGGAAACAUCAGGGAUUCAGUUUACUGCAAAUUCACUGCUUUCUAUUCUGAUGAGGGAGGAAUUGAGAGAAGAGACUGAGAAGCAUGAAGAAUCCUUUACCUCCCGUUGGUACAGAGGGAUAAAGACAGAGAGAGAGAAAGAAUUGGCUGCAAACGUACCCAGGGCUCUGUCAGAUACUCUCCAGAGAAAAAGAUGUAGCUGUCAUCUGCAAACGUUCUGCUUUGUCUGUGAAUCAGGUGCACUCUUAGAGCUCUUUAAAAAUGGCUGA